AUGCGCCUCGCCACCUCGAACCCGAGCCCUUCACCCUCCAUCGCCUGGGUUCACCUCAGAUGGGUCCGCAAGAUGAAGAAGACACUGCUUCUGUGCUUCAUCCACGGCUUCAAGGCAAGUAUUCCUUCCUCGUUGCGAUACGGGGGUGAGGAGACCUUCGGCCACAAAUAUGCCUUCACCCAGCACCUGCGGGACCUCGUCGCCCAGCAGCUCCCCAAGCUCGACGUGCGGGUGCUGGUCUACCCCAAGUACGAGACCCGCGGCGACCUGGCCGACUGCGUCUCGCGGUUCCGCGACUGGCUCCAGGAGAAGGUCAUCGACAUCGAGGUCGGCAAGGGGACCCCCUCGCCCACCGUCGACCCCUCCGUGCGCGUCGUGCUGUGCGGCCACUCCAUGGGCGGCAUCGUCGCCGCCGAGACCCUCAUCGCCCUGACCAGCGAGCGCGUCAUCCCGCCCUCGACGGCCUCCGGCGGCUCCGGCGACGGGAACCACACCGCCGCGCCCGCCGAGGGCGACAGGUCCUUCGAGCUCAACGGCCUCAUGUUCCCCUACGUCCAGGCCGUGCUCAGCUUCGACACCCCGUACCUGGGCAUCAGCCCCGGCGUCGUCGCCCACGGCGCCGAGACCCACUACAGCACCGCCAGCGCCGCGCUCACGCAGCUGAGCACGCUGACGGGCCUGUGGGGCGCCAAGGGGGCCGCCGACGCGGGCAAGGGCGCACAGCAGGAGAAGAAGCCCGCCGCCGCGCUGCCGCCGGCAGCAGGAGGGAACAACGGCAGCAACAACAGCAACAAGGCAAACGAAUCCUCCUCGGCGUGGGGCAGCUGGGGCAAGAUGGCGCUGUACGCGGGGGCGGGCGCGGCGCUCGCCGGGUCCGCGGCGGCGGCGUACCUGAAGCGCGACCAGCUGACCGAGGGCUGGACGUGGGUGUCGUCGCACCUCGAGUUCGUGGGGUGCCUCGCGCGGGGCGAGGAGCUGCGGCGGCGCGUCGCGUACAUGGCGCGCGCGCAGAACGAGCUCGGGGUCGGGUUCGGCGUGCUGUACACGCGCCUGGGAAAGGGCGCCACCGCGCUGCAGCAGCAGGUCGCCGGGAUGGGCGGCACCAACAUGGUCGGCUCCGUGCUGGGCGGCCAGAGGACGUUCUGCAACCUGCCCAGCCGGCGCAACGGCCCGGAGAAGCUGGGCCACUGGGAGGAGGCUGUCAAUGACCAGGCGGGGGACGAGACCUCGGCGCACAUGGCCAUGUUCGAGCCCAAAGAGAACCCCGGGUACGACAGGCUCUCCAACACGGCGGCGCAACUCAUCGCGAAGUGGACCAGGAACGACUGGUACGAGAGCAGUACCGAGGGGGAGAUCACGCGGGACAAAGAAACAGCCCCAGAAGGCGACAUGGCCCUGGACAGUGACGAGGACGUUGGUAUGAAGGGAGAGGGCUUGGGGACUGCGCCACCGUCUUGA
This is a messenger RNA of Diaporthe batatas, 1458 nucleotides long. RefSeq lists its product as uncharacterized. The transcript is spliced from 4 exons. Lineage: Eukaryota; Fungi; Ascomycota; Sordariomycetes; Diaporthales; Diaporthaceae. Bases 1 to 1458 code for a protein of 485 amino acids. The record is from RefSeq and is a predicted model, not a curated record.